Musca vetustissima is the source of this 4608-nucleotide messenger RNA. It is a transcript of the gene Ptp99A, whose product is annotated as tyrosine-protein phosphatase 99A. Gene Ontology annotation, molecular function: protein tyrosine phosphatase activity; protein binding. The transcript is spliced from 10 exons. Gene Ontology annotation, biological process: protein dephosphorylation. The record is from RefSeq and is a predicted model, not a curated record. NCBI's taxonomy places the organism in Eukaryota, Metazoa, Arthropoda, Insecta, Diptera, Muscidae. Bases 1 to 4608 code for a protein of 1535 amino acids.
AUGGCACGCAACAAAUGUCAAAAUACUCUACGUCUCUUCCUUAAACUCUUCCUCUUUGUGGGCAUUAUCCAGGAGAAUUUAGGUGGACCCAUGACCACCGCUUCCACAAGCACAACGCUGCCCAGCUUUGAGGUGGAAUUAUCUUCACCGGUGCCAUUUACAACACGCAAACCCGAGAUCUCAAUUCAGGCAACUGAAAACAAAAAUGGAGCUUCGACUCCAAAUACUUCCAAUAAUGUGAUGACUGUGACCAGUACCCCUCAGCCGCCAGUAAAUGAUGCAAAGGAUUUGAAUAAGGAUGAUGAUGACACUGAUGAUGAUGAUUCGUUGAAUGCGAAUUAUGAUAAUGGUGAUUAUAUUGAGACUGAUUUAAAACCGGAACGCACAACUCCCACUUCCAUGGAACAGCAGGAUGGUCCGGCCAUACCACCGACCACUAUAACAUUUAGUAAUGUCGCUGCAGCUGGUAUUUUGGGUGAUUCCAGUUCGGAUGGUGGUGGAUCGUCGAUUUCAAUUAAUGAUGCCACACCACCAUAUGCUGCUGUCGAUGAUAAAUAUGUGCCAAGUAAACCACAAAAUCUCACCGUCCUCGAUGUAACGGCGACCAGCAUAACCAUGUCUUGGCAUCCGCCUAAAAAUCAAAAUGGCGCAAUUGCCGGCUAUCAUGUCUAUCACAUACACGAAAAUCAAACGGGUGUGGAAAUUGUUAAGCGCAGUGCUGCCGAUUCGGCUAUACGUUUUGAAUUGCCAAAGCUAAAACCCUUCACCGAAUAUCGCAUUAAGGUAAAUGCUUUCACUACCAAAAAUGAAGGCGAAUCCUCCGAUAUUAUUGUGCAACGCACCGACGUUGGAGUGCCAAGUGCUCCAAUUAUUGUCAAUUUGACAUGUCACACACAGAACUCAUUAACCAUACGCUGGAAGCGGCCCUUGGAAUUUUACAACAACAUUGAUUUUUAUAUAAUUAAAACGAAAAUUAUGGGGCAGGAUACACAUCGAGAUAUCAGGAUAAAUGCCUCGGCCAAGGAAUUGGAAACAGCUAUGAUUAUCGAAAAUCUUACCAUGUACCAGCUGUAUGAGGUGAAGGUUGCUGCUGCCACCUACAGUGUCAUUAUUCCCAAGAAAAUAAUUUUGGGUAAAUUUUCCGAAGGACGUAAGAUUGGCCUACAGCCCAACUGUGAAAAGAUACAGCCUUUGUUGCGUCAAUCGCACAACGAUUACAAUUUAGCCGUUUUGGUUGGCAUCAUAUUCAGCUGUUUUGGUAUUGUGCUGAUUGUAAUGGCGUUCUUCCUAUGGAGCAGGAAGUGCUUUCAUGCUGCCUAUUAUUAUUUGGAUGAUCCACCACAUCAUCCAAAUGUACCACAAGUCGACUGGGAAGUACCAGUUGAGAUUGGUGGAGAAAUCCGGGCUGCCGUACCCGUCAAUGAGUUUGCCAAACAUGUGGCCUCGCUGCAUGCCGAUGGUGAUAUCGGUUUCAGUCGUGAAUAUGAAGCCAUACAAAACGAAUGCAUUUCCGAUGAUUUACCCUGUGAACAUUCGCAACAUCCCGAGAAUAAGAAGAAAAACCGUUAUUUAAAUAUUACAGCCUAUGAUCACAGUCGAGUUCAUUUACAUCCCAUUCCUGGUCAGAAAAAGAAUUUAGACUACAUAAAUGCCAACUACAUUGAUGGCUAUCAAAAGGCUAGGGCCUUUAUUGGUACGCAAGGUCCAUUGCCCGAUACCUUUGAUUGCUUUUGGCGCAUGAUUUGGGAACAGCGUGUUGCCAUUAUUGUAAUGAUUACGAAUUUAGUGGAACGUGGCCGGCGUAAAUGUGAUAUGUAUUGGCCCAAGGAGGGUGUGGAAACCUAUGGUGUCAUACAAGUGAAGCUAGUCGAUGAGGAAGUAAUGGCCAUGUAUACCGUAAGAACUUUCCAAAUUAAACAUUUAAAGCUCAAGAAAAAGAAACAGUGCAAUACCGAAAAAAUUGUCUAUCAAUACCACUAUACCAAUUGGCCCGAUCACGGGACACCCGAUCAUCCCUUGCCAGUUUUGAAUUUCGUCAAGAAAUCAUCUGCCGCAAAUCCACCCGAUGCUGGUCCCAUUGUUGUUCACUGUAGUGCUGGUGUGGGUCGUACCGGUACAUAUAUUGUACUCGAUGCCAUGCUUAAACAAAUCGCACACAAAGGUGUGGUCAAUAGCUUCGGUUUCCUGCGUCACAUUCGUAUACAGAGAAAUUUCCUGGUACAAACCGAGGAACAAUAUAUUUUUAUACACGACGCCUUGGUUGAGGCCAUUGCAUCGGGCGAAACAAAUCUGACGGCCCAACAAAUCGAGGAACUUAAGAAUUGUACACCAUAUUUGGAGCAACAGUAUCGCAACAUUAUCCAAUUCCAGACCAAAGAUGUACACAUUGCAUCGGCAAUGAAACAAGUUAAUUCGAUAAAGAAUCGUGGUGCUAUAUUCCCCAUCGAGGGCAGUAGGGUACAUCUGACACCCAAGCCGGGUGAGGAGGGCAGUGAUUAUAUAAAUGCCUCAUGGCUGCAUGGGUUCAGAAGACUGCGUGACUUUAUUGUCACUCAACAUCCCAUGGCGCAUACGGUCAAAGAUUUUUGGCAAAUGGUGUGGGAUCACAAUGCCCAGACAAUUGUUUUACUCUCGUCGUUGGAUGAAAUUAACUUUGCCCAAUUUUGGCCAGAUGACACAUCGCCCAUCGAAAGUGAUUAUUAUCGUGUCAAGUUUUUGAGUAAAACAAACAAAUCCGAUUAUGUUAGUCGUGAUUUUGUUAUACAAUCAAUACAGGAUGACUAUGAACUAAGUGUGAAGAUGUUACACUGCCCCAGCUGGCCGGAAAUGUCGAAUCCCAGCAGCAUUUAUGAUUUCAUUGUCGAUGUUCAUGAUCGGGGCAAUGAUUAUCGUAAUGGACCAAUUGUUGUUGUGGAUAGAUAUGGCGGAGCUCAAGCCUGUACAUUUUGUGCCAUUUCUUCGCUGGCGAUUGAGAUGGAAUACUGUCAAAUGGCUAACAUCUAUCAAUAUGCCAAAUUGUAUCACAACAAACGUCCCGGUGUUUGGACAUCUAGUGAAGAUAUACGCUUAAUAUAUAAUAUACUCGCUUUGCUGCCACGUAAUUUGCAGUUGCUGAAACGAACUGCCAUUAAAAUUGAAAUCGAGGAUGUGACAACAGCAACGCCGGAUCUAUAUAGUAAAAUUUGCAGUAAUGGUAAUAAUGAUUUACAACAAAAACACAAUAGUGAAACAAAACGUAAUAGCAGUUCUCAAUCAAAUCAAAAAUCAAUUAUUCUAAAUCAAAACAAUUCCACAAAUCCACAAAAUCCGAAUCCUACAACCACAACGACGAAUUCAUGUCAAAAUUACAACAAUCAUUGUAACACAUCAACAGCAACUACAACAACAAAUAUAACAACAAAUGCACUAGCAAACACAGCCACAUCACCCGUUGUUGGUGGUGGUGUUGGCGGUUGCAAUUCUACUGCUACUGCUGCUGCAUUACAUAUUCCAAAUCAAUUAUCAUCAACUUCUCUAUCAUCUCCCACACAAAAUUCUGUAUCCCAAAACAAUCAUAACUUAUCUGAUACAACAACUACAACAAAUCCAAAUUCAAAUCUAUCAAGAUCAUCAUCAUUAUUGGAAAAUGCCCACAAUCACCACCACCAUCACAAUCACCAAAAUCAUAGCCAUAACAAUUAUAACAACCAUCAUCAUCAUAACAAUCCUUCAAUACCACCUCCCCAUAAUAAUAGUAAUUUAUGUAUGAAUAUAACCUCUAAUAGUGAAACUAAUUCUAAUUUUAAUAAUUCUUCUAAUACUAUAACUACUACCAAUACCACCGAUUCUACUACUACUCCCACUACUACUACUUCAUCAUUGUUGUCUACUACUAACCAUGGUGAUGGGGAUGAUCCAACCAUCUCUUCUGCCACUGUUAACAAUUUAUCUGCUACAACAACAACACCACCACCUCCACCCCAAUUCGCCGGUAAUGCUCCGGUUGUUGGCGAAAAUUCAACAACGCCUGCGGCCCUUCAACAACAACAACAAAUGCUGGCCCUACUAAAUCAACAACAAUAUAUUCAACACUACGCCAAUCAAAAUGACAUCACGGAUGUCGAUUGUGAUAAUAUAACCUCAUACACCCCACCACCACCACCGGCGGCAUUCAAUACCGGCUUUUCAUCAUCGUCAACGAACAAAAAUGGAAUGGGUUCACCGCCGCCACACCACCACGCUGCAAUACACAUUGUUGAUCAUCAUCCAAUUGAUGCAAUUGUUGAUUAUCCCAUGGGUUAUAAUCCGCCAACAAUUGAUGCCGAUUACCCCGCCUCCCUGGGUGUAACACCAUCGACAUCUUCAUCGACUGUCAUCAAUGCCAAUGAAAUUACUACACCAUUACUAAAUCCCACAACCAACAAUUCAUCCAUAAAUACAUCCACGAAUCCCUCGCCAAUACCACCAACUCCCACAACAUCAUCUGCUCCAACAACUCCCUCACCGGCGACGGCAAUGCCAACGGCAUUCUAUAAUAAUCCCACAACUAAUAAUGGUGCUUGUCUAAAUAAUCUCCUCACCUCCACAUCCACAGUUACUGAUGCUCAAAGCUUAGAUAUCGUAGGUUAA